UUAUGACGUUUUCCAGCACUGGCCUACAAAGUAAUAAUAAAAAUGGAAAAAAUUCACAUUUUAACGGCUAUUUUGAUUACAGGUUCACCGGGUGUUGGCAAGACCACAUUGGUGCGCAAAAUCUGCUCAAAGUUGGGCGAGCAGCGCAAACUUCAGGGUUUUUACACGGAGGAGGUGCGUACCGCUGGCAAAGGACAGCGAAUUGGCUUUGAUGUGGUCACUCUGAGCGGCAAGCGAGGCAUACUGGCACGAGAGGGACCGCUGGACAACCUGCGACGCCCCAAGGUGGGCAAAUACUCGGUCUAUGUGCAGGACUUUGAGGAUCUAACGCUGCCACUGCUUCUCGAGGGCAGUCAAUCGGGCUGCGAGCUCUUGGUCAUCGAUGAGGUGGGCAAAAUGGAGCUGCUGAGCAAACGCUUCGAAGCUGCCAUGGCCAGUGUGCUGCAGCAACAGCGGCUUUUGCUGGCGACUAUACCGCAGUCGAACCGCCAGUCCCUGCCGCUGGUGGAGCGACUAAAGAGCCUUCCUGGCGUUGUCAUUUACGAGGUGACCAAAGGCAAUCGGGAUGCGCUGGUCAAUGAGAUUACGGAGUGCAUUAUACAGUCGAAAUUGUUAGCAUAAUAA
This is a messenger RNA of Drosophila guanche, 624 nucleotides long. Its product is annotated as nucleoside-triphosphatase THEP1. The transcript has 2 exons. Gene Ontology annotation, molecular function: ATP hydrolysis activity. The record is from RefSeq and is a predicted model, not a curated record. The coding region runs from base 43 to 621 and encodes 192 amino acids. NCBI's taxonomy places the organism in Eukaryota, Metazoa, Arthropoda, Insecta, Diptera, Drosophilidae.